AUGGUGAGGGAGAAUAAAAUCAAGAGGACCAGAAAGCUGCGUGGACACGUGUCACAUGGUUACGGACGUGUUGGCAAGCAUAGAAAGCAUUCUGGAGGGCGUGGACUCGCUGGAGGGUUUAGUCACAUGAGGACCUACUUUGAUAGGUUUCACCCGGAUUACCAUGGCAAGAGAGGAAUGAGAGUGUACCACAGAAGCAAGGAGCAUGAGUAUGCAAAGCCAAUCAGCUCGGCAAGACUGUGGGGAUUGAUCCCCAAGGAUCAGCGAAACGAGUACCUGAGCAAUGACAGAGUGCCUGUGAUUGAUGUGAGAGAGUUUGGCUACCAUGUUGUUACUGGAGGGAAGCUGGCACUUGAAAGGCCUGUGAUAGUCAAGGCAAGGCACUUUUCUGAGCCUGCAAAGGAAGAGAUAACAAGAACUGGAGGUAAAUGGAUAAUUACUUAUUAA
Ordospora colligata OC4 is the source of this 447-nucleotide messenger RNA. RefSeq names its product ribosomal protein L27. Gene Ontology annotation, molecular function: structural constituent of ribosome. NCBI's taxonomy places the organism in Eukaryota, Fungi, Microsporidia, Ordosporidae. The transcript has a single exon. The record is from RefSeq and is a predicted model, not a curated record. The coding region runs from base 1 to 447 and encodes 148 amino acids. Gene Ontology annotation, cellular component: cytosolic large ribosomal subunit.